This is a messenger RNA of Corythoichthys intestinalis (scribbled pipefish), 2697 nucleotides long. RefSeq names its product adenylyl cyclase-associated protein 1-like. Gene Ontology annotation, molecular function: adenylate cyclase binding; actin binding. Bases 467 to 2017 code for a protein of 516 amino acids. The record is from RefSeq and is a predicted model, not a curated record. NCBI's taxonomy places the organism in Eukaryota, Metazoa, Chordata, Actinopteri, Syngnathiformes, Syngnathidae. Gene Ontology annotation, cellular component: cytoplasm. The transcript has 14 exons. Gene Ontology annotation, biological process: actin filament organization; cell morphogenesis; cytoskeleton organization.
UGGUUAUGUCGAAACAUUAAUAUUCGAGGCAACGUGAACGUCACUUGCGUGUUCUUGUCUUCACGAUUGAAUGCUUCAUUAGUCGUCUAAAUCGACGCCGUAUAAAUAACUUGCUUUAUUGUAUUCACUAAAGUCAAAGUGUCUGAUUUGUUUUUUGUCCCGUUGGAAUUGUGGGAUUAUUUGACGUUUUUGCCUCGUUUUCAACAAACGCGCACGUCAUUAUGAAAAAAAUAAAAGAUGUCAAAGAAACUGUGUUUGCUAACGUCAUGUACUUGAAAGAUAUUUUUAUUAUUUUGUCGUUCGUCAAGCAAACGAAGACCCCCGCUUAGUUUAUAUUUGUCCAGUUAAGGUUUGUGCUGUUUUCAACGCGUUUCAAAAGAGCAGAACUCGUUUUGCUAACGUCAACACUACCCGUUCUUUCCAGAUUUUAGCGUUCUAGCGUCUCAUCAUAUCUUAAAAAAAUAUUAUGCUGAAAUUUUAUUUAACUAAAGCUUCCACGAUGGUGCGAAGCGUGACCCACGGCAAAGGUUUUCUUCCUGCUGCGUGGUGGUGCGCUUUGACUUCAAACAUCUCCAACUCAUGUAUGGCAGAGCUGGCGAAUCUGGUGCAGCGGCUGGAGUUGGCCGUCGGCCGUCUGGAAGCCAUGUCUGGACCCGUCGGUGCUUGUAACCAAGCGCCUGUCGCCACCGGAGCCGUGUCAGCUUACGUAGAGGCCUUUGACGGGAUCGUCAAUGGACCUUUGACGGAAUACUACAACAUCAGCAAGAAGAUAGGGGGCGAUGUACAGAAACACGCAGACAUGAUGAAGGAAGCCUUCGCCAAACAGAGACAAGUCCUUCUCAUGGCCUCUGGCGCACAGAAGCCCUCAGAUGCUGUUUUGGGCCUCCUCCUGAAGCCCAUUUCCGACAGCAUCCAAGAAGUGCAGGAAUGGCGUGAGAAGAAACGCUCAUCCCCGCAUUUCAAUCACCUCUCCGCCGUUAGCGAGAGCGUGCCCGCGCUCGGAUGGGUGGCCUUGAGCCCUAAACCCGGCCCGUAUGUCAAAGAAAUGCGUGAUGCCGCCGUUUUCUACACCAACCGGGUACUCAAAGAGUACAAGGACAAGGACAAGACACACGUGGAUUGGGUGCACGCCUAUUUGUCUAUCUGGACCACAUUGAUGGAUUAUAUUAAGGAACACCACACUACCGGUUUGUCCUGGAGCAAGACGGGGCCAGUGGCUUCGGCGCUGCCAUCCAGCGGAGCUGCUCCCAAAGCGGCCGGCGGGUGCCCUCCCCCGCCCCCUCCCGGCCCGCCACCGCCUCCCGCGGACCUCGGUGGUCCAUCGGUGCACGGCGACAGUGAUGCCCACAAUCGGACCGCCUUGUUUGAGUCUAUUAACAAGGGGGCUGACAUCACCAGGGGUCUGAGGCACGUGAAGGACGACGAAAAAACCCACAAGAACCCCAACCUCAGAGGCCAAAGCGCUCCGGUGCGUACCGGACCCAAACCCUUCACUUGCCCUUCCCCCCGACCCGGCACCUCGGCGGCCCCGUGCGCCAGGGCCGCCCCCAUUUUGGAGCUCGAGGGCAAGAAAUGGAAAGUGGAGAACCAAGAAGGCGAGCCGAACCUGCUGAUCAGCGACACGGAGCUCAAGCAAGUGGUGUACGCUUACAAGUGUAACAACAGCACUCUGCAGGUCAAAGGCAAAAUCAACUCUAUCACUAUUGACAACUGUAAGAAAAUGGGACUGGUGUUUGACGACGUUGUCGGUAUCGUCGACGUCAUCAACUGCAAGGACGUCAGAGUGCAGGUCAUCGGCAGAGUUCCCACCAUCUCCAUCAACAAGACGGACGGUUGCCAUGUCUACCUGAGCAAAGACUCUCUGAAUUGCGAGAUCAUUAGCGCCAAGAGCUCCGAGAUGAACAUCCUGGUGCCCAACAAGGAGGGCGAAUUUACGGAGCACCCGGUUCCCGAGCAGUACAAGACUGUGUGGGACGGCACCAAACUGGUCACCACGACCACGGAGAUGGCGUGCUAGAUACGCCCCCUUUUCCUCACGAGCCCCUCCCCCCAUUUCGCCCACCUGACUGAUGACCCGCACUCACCAGCUUAGCCCGAAAAGUUGCGAAUCUUACAUUGUGCGUUUUUUUCUUUUCCUCACCCCAGCCAAUCGCAGCUUCUGCUGUUCCUUCCCACAGCCAAUGAGGACCGCUCGCUCUUAUCGGAAGCGUUCCUCGAGCCAAUCAAGGUGCACUUUGCCAAUGGCGUCCGAGUAACGCCGUACUAAAUUAGCUAGCGUACUUACGCGGAUAUCGUCUCUGCAAGCCAGUUAUCAAGACGCGUUUUGCGCUAAUUAUCUUUUUUUUUUUUUCCGGCCAGGAGGGCUCUUAUUUUCGUGAAGAAAAAUAUGGUGUGGUAGGUUUUUGUUCCAUGAUAUGCAAUUCCACAAAGCACUUGUUCAAUCACUUCCGCAUUGUGCAUAAAAAGUCUUAACGAUUUUCGUGUAAAAUCAGGUUGUGCUAACCCUAGCAUUUAAUGUUCAUCUGGCAUUCCCAAAUAUUUUGACAUUCCAUGUUCAUGUCUUACUGGCUCCGCCGACACUUUGGUCAAUGAGUGAGUGCUUUCGAGCUGUUGAUUGUCUUUUAUAUCGUCUUUACCAUUUCGUGGGGAGGAUUAAGAUCAUUUAGUUCAAGACAUCAUUAAACUGUUGCAAUAACA